ACGGCUGUCUUUAACCUUAAGGUAAAUCAACCGUCGGAUGUUCAUCGAACGGCUCACAAUAAAUCUAAUCUCAUAUCUCUCUCCUUUAAAAUAAGACCAAACCUCUUCUCUUCCACUCUCCUCUCCUCUCUCUCUUUAAAAACACAGUGAGCUUCGCCGUUAAAUUUCUCCGGCACCGGAAAAUUGAUAAACGAGGAUAACAUAAAAAUCACUGCAUACUGCUCUUCUCUCUCUGUGUUCGUGAUGCUUGUUACGGCGGCGACGCGACGGUUAGUGUAUUGCCGGAGAUAUCAAGAACCGCGGUUGUGACCGGACGAUUAAUUUUUUUUUUUAAUUGUGUUUCGAAUUUUGGAAGAGAUGGAAGGACAGGCGAAGCUGACGAGGACGCAGUCAUCGCUGCUCCGGUCAUCGUCGACGGUGCGAUCGUCUUUUCUUAGCUUAAACGGAGAUUUCAGCGAAGUCACUCACCAGAAACAGGAUCUAGAAGCCGGAGAGAAAGAAGAGAAACAGAGGAGAAAACCGCCUAAACCAUUCGGGUCAAGUCCUCGAACCGGGCUAAACCGGAUCAAUACGGGUCUAGCCUUCACUAUGGUGUCUCUCUCGUUCCUCAGCCUCUCGUCUUUCUUCUUCUUCGUCGUGUUCUCCCAAACCGAGGAGCUUCUUACCUCCGAGAACCUCCUCCUAGCUCUGAUAUUUGUCGCCGUCGCUCUGUUCUUCGCGUCCAAGAACAUCGCGCGUCUCAACCGAACCGUACUCGCAGUCAAACAAAUCUGCGACGAAACCACCAGAAGCUUAGGCUUUCAGAGCAAGAACCGGUCUAAACCGGUACAGUGGUACAUCGGCGAUUCCGAUACCAAACCGGAGAAGAAAACCAAACGGCUAGUUAAAGAAGGCGUGCAAUUCUACAGCAAUGGAGAUUUCUACGAAGGAGAGUUUCACAAAGGGAAGUGUAAUGGCAGUGGUGUGUACUACUACUUCGCUAGAGGACGGUACGAAGGUGCUUGGGUCGAUGGGAGAUACGAUGGUCAUGGGAUCGAGAGCUGGGCUAGAGGGAGUAGAUACAAAGGUCAGUAUAGGCAAGGUCUUAGACAUGGUUAUGGAGUUUAUAGAUUCUACACUGGUGAUUGUUAUGCUGGUGAGUGGCUAAAUGGUCAAAGCCAUGGGUUUGGUGUUCAGUCUUGUGCUGAUGGUAGCUCUUAUGUUGGUGAAUCAAGAUUUGGUGUCAAGCAUGGGCUUGGAUCUUACCAUUUCAGAAAUGGAGAUUGUUAUGCAGGAGAGUACUUUGGAGACAAGAUUCAUGGGUUUGGUGUGUAUCGUUUUGCUAAUGGUCAUUGUUACGAAGGGGCGUGGCAUGAAGGUCGUAAGCAAGGGUAUGGUGCUUACUCGUUUAGAUCCGGUGAUGCUAAAUCUGGUGAGUGGGAUUCAGGGAGUCUUGUAACUUCUCUACACCCUACGAGCGAGCCGGUUCGCAGAGCGGUUCAGGCUGCUAGAGAAACGGCUAAGAAGGCAGUGAACCGGAGACGAGUAGAUGAACAAGUGAGUCGAGCCGUGGCUGCAGCUAAUAAAGCUGCAACGGCUGCAAGAGUGGCUGCUGUUAAAGCCGUUCAGAAUCAGAUGGAUGGUAAAUUUUGUCAAAGUUGAAACAUUUGGGUGAAAGAAAGAAAAAUUGUAAAUCUUUUUUUUUGGUUUGAUGUUGAUUUCGGUUUUGUUACCGGUUUUCUUUGUAACCCUGAUUGAGCUAAAAGAAAUGGAAAAGCUUGUUUCAGAGGUUUUUAACAUAGUAAUUUUCGAUAUUAAUUACUUCUUUGACAACAAUCUGUACAUAGAAGUAGUAUAAGAAGAUGAAGAUGAAGAUGGUUGUUGUCUUUUGUGUUGUAAAUGAACGGCUUUAUGAUGGAAUCUUUGGGAAGAAGUGAUGUUGAUUGAUAUUAUGAUCUUGAUCUGGAUCACUGACAUGUCUUUCUUUUAGAUAUUACACAAUAAUGGUAAUAGUUUAUUGCUACUUGGUUGCCCAAGAAAAACUAAAAAUUUAGGAGAAGGAGGAAGAAGAUUCUUGUUCGGCGCUAAGCUUGCGAUUCCCCAAAACCUAUCGGUUAAACUAAUCACCCCGUGUCGUGAUCCAAAAAAAUACUACACCUCUUCUCAAAAAUAAAAAUAAGAUUUUCUAGAGAUUUUAUGAUUAUUAAAAAUAUAAUAAAUGUUUACAAUUUAAUUUAUUAUUUAUUUUUUUACACACUAUCCAAUUACUCUUCACCAAUUAAAUCUAAUCAAUUCAAAUAUUUUUAAUUAAUAUUUAUCAAAAGUAUACAAAAAUAUCUUAAAAAUAUAUAAAAUCUAUUUUUAUGAAACAAGAAAAAAAUCUAAAAAAUCUUACUUUCACAAACAGAGAGAGUAUUAAUAAUUGCAUUUGCAAUUUUGCAUUGAUACUACGACAUGUUUAUGGUCUAUGCUCGUAAUGUCAAAAUACAAUGCAAUAAUUCUAUUUUUCUGUAUGUUUAGCUAUUAUGUUAGCUAGCCAAACAAUGGUGGUUUGUGAAAGAGGUUGCUUUGGGAAAAGAUGUAAAUUUGUUGGUUUUGAGACUGGUUUCUGCGGAUAUUAUUUGGCUAAAGCUAGUUAAAGUAAGCUUCAGCCGAACACUUCUAGUUAUAAAAAGUUGUGUUAGGUGUUAGCUGAAGUUUUGUUAUCUUCAAAAAUUUCAGUUUUAUUUUCUUUUGCAAUAUCAUAGUUAACACUUAGCAGUCAAUAUUUUUUUUUCCAAAUACUAGGUUAGAUUGAAUCACUCUGCAAAUACACAUCAUUGUAUCUGACUUUUGUAAAAUGCGGCUGCCAAUAUGAUUUUUGAAAAUGUUUAAUAACUUUUUUUUGUCAACUUCUUUUUAUUAAAGUCCAACAGACUAAGAUUACAAGCAUACAAACCUAAGAUUAAUACAUUCGGCCCAUUACGAAGCCCAAACACAUAAGAUUAGGAUUCCCGCAUGUUCGACACGUUGUGCUUGCGUGGCCUCGCCUCUGCAGAAACGAAGAAAGAGAUUGCGCCGCCGGAGCUCAUCACCGGACGAGGAACCAUCAAACUCACUUCUCGCCUCGUUUGUAGUGCUUGCACGCCGCUCCUUCUUCUAAUCGCCAUUGAUUCACCAAGGAUUCUUCAUCACUUGCUAGAGAUUUAUCCAGGAAAAGCUUCAGAGAGAAUCAAACACUGCACCUUGCCGGAACACUUUCCUAAACGGGAAGCUCCGCCUCAUCUGGAACUGCUUCAAAACGUCCGAGCUUAUACACAUCUUUGGUCUUGAUUUUUUGGGAAACUCCGCUUGAGCUAAGGCGAAGAUUGAUUCCUAUCCAGAAUCACGAACAAAGCUUUCUAACAAAGUGAGAUAAAAUCCUCAGAGAUCUUACG
Brassica napus (rape) is the source of this 3395-nucleotide messenger RNA. RefSeq names its product radial spoke head 10 homolog B-like. The transcript is spliced from 2 exons. Lineage: Eukaryota; Viridiplantae; Streptophyta; Magnoliopsida; Brassicales; Brassicaceae. Bases 358 to 1641 code for a protein of 427 amino acids. The record is from RefSeq and is a predicted model, not a curated record.